This is a messenger RNA of Nothoprocta perdicaria, 1293 nucleotides long. RefSeq names its product PAT1 homolog 2 (gene PATL2). The transcript is spliced from 11 exons. Gene Ontology annotation, biological process: deadenylation-dependent decapping of nuclear-transcribed mRNA; P-body assembly. Gene Ontology annotation, molecular function: RNA binding. NCBI's taxonomy places the organism in Eukaryota, Metazoa, Chordata, Aves, Tinamiformes, Tinamidae. Gene Ontology annotation, cellular component: P-body. The coding region runs from base 25 to 1293 and encodes 422 amino acids. The record is from RefSeq and is a predicted model, not a curated record.
GGCACGCCGCUGCGCCCGCUCGCCAUGCACUUCGGCCCCGUGUCCCCGUCGCUGGACCCCUCGCUCUUCUUCAGCCCAUCAGCCAGUGGCCAGCUGAACCUCAGCGUGCCCAGCCACAUGACGCAGCUGCACCCCCAGCACCAGCGCAUCCUGACGCAGCGGCAGCAGCAGGGCGGCCAGGCGCAGAGCAUCUCCCCCAAGAAGCUGUGGGCCCCCAAAGCGGACCCUUAUGGUGGGCUCAUGACGAGCAAGGAGAAGGACUGGGUCAUCAAAGUGCAGAUGAUCCAGCUCCAGAGCGAGAACAUGGAUGACGACUACUACUACCAGACCUAUUACCACCGGCUGGAGCGCAAGCAGGCCGAGGAGGAGCUGCUCGGCGGGCGCAACAAGCAGGAGCCCCCCAAGCUGGUCACGCCGUUCAUCCAGAAAGUGGAGACCUACGACUCGGUGGUGCGCAUCGCGGGCUCGCUGGGCCAGGUCGCUGUGUCCACCUGCUACAGCCCUCGCCGCGCCAUCGAUGCCGUGCACCAUGCCCUCGUGGAGGAGGCCGCAGGGAGCCACCGGCUUCGCGCGCUGCACAGGAUUGAGAGGAUGUUCCUGCAGCUGCUCGAAGUAGAAGAGACGCAGCGCAAGAUGUCCCUGGCCCCGGAGGAGCAGCAGCCCUGUUUUGAGGAGCAGAAGAGCCAGGAAGUGGGGCGCAUCUACCAGGCCCUGAAAAUCAAGACCUGCAGCAGUGAGGAGGAGGCAGAGGACGAGUUCUUGCAAGUCCUGUGUGUCCGCAAGGGCAAGAAGCUGACGGCCCGGCUGCUGCCCCACCUGGCCGAGGAGCAGGCGGAGCAGAUCCUGCUGACCAUCACCCACCACCUGCCCUUCCUCAUGAAGAAGGACCUGCUGGACGAGUCUCUCCCCCUGCUCUACGGCCCUCUCAAUGAGAUGGUGGGCAGGACAACCUUCAGCAAGCUCAUCGAGGUCCUGCAGGAGAUGACCAGGCCUCUGCCUGAGUCCACCGAGCUCSCGCUCACCUUGGCCUUGAAGAACCAGUUUGGGAUCUCUCUGCUCUACGCCCUGUUGAGUCACGGCGAGAAGCUGCUGUCCUCCGAUGCGCCGCUGGAGCCGCACACGGGCGACUUUGAGAAGUGGACGGACACCGUGUUCCUGGUUGCUCGGGAACUCUCUCAAGUACCCAAGACCUCCCUGGUGGAGCCUCUCUUUUUGCCCAGCAACCUCCUCUCGCUCUUCUGCCGCUACCUGGACAAGCAGACCAUCCACCACYUGGAGGCCAAGAUGGAGUGA